Messenger RNA from Tremella mesenterica DSM 1558, 1626 nucleotides. RefSeq lists its product as uncharacterized. Gene Ontology annotation, biological process: plasma membrane lactate transport. The transcript is spliced from 11 exons. Gene Ontology annotation, cellular component: plasma membrane. Gene Ontology annotation, molecular function: secondary active monocarboxylate transmembrane transporter activity. The record is from RefSeq and is a predicted model, not a curated record. NCBI's taxonomy places the organism in Eukaryota, Fungi, Basidiomycota, Tremellomycetes, Tremellales, Tremellaceae. The coding region runs from base 1 to 1626 and encodes 541 amino acids.
AUGACAGAAACAGAAACAGAACCUAAAUUCAUCGAGGGGAAAGAUGAUGAUUCUCAAAAACCAAAAGUUCAAAGAGCAAGUAUCAGUUCACAAUUAGCCACUUGGCAUGCGGAUAGAGGAGAUAAAACUUUUAUUCAAGCUAUGAUACCUCGUAUACAUCAUCCUGCCAAUGGGAUCAAAGUCACGAAGAACCCUUUCAAAUUAUUAGCCAUGGUCUCGUUGUAUCCCGGAUGGCUCAUGUUUUUCUCUGGUUGGUUCGCUUGGACUUGUGAUGGUUACGAUUACUUCGCAGUCUCUUUGACCAUACCUCUCCUCGCUAAACAAUUCGACAAAACGACACAUGAUAUAACCACUGCGAUAACUCUUACUUUACUCUUCCGAUCUCUCGGAGCUGUCAUCUUCGGGAUUUUGGCAGAUCGAUUCGGACGUAAAUGGACUUUAACGGCGAAUUUGGUAGUGGUUUGUAUAUUCGAAUUGGGAAGUGGGUUUUGUAAUACCUAUUCUCAGUUCUUGGCAGUUAGGGCCUUAUUCGGAGUGGGUAUGGGAGGUAUCUGGGGUCAAGCAGCAGGAGCAGCACUCGAAAAUGUCCCCAUCGAAGCCCGUGGUAUCUGCUCCGGUAUCCUUCAACAAGGUUACGCAGCCGGAUAUCUUUUAGCGGCAGUCAUAAACCUAACCGUCGUCACUUAUUCCAAAUACACUUGGCGAUCAUUAUACUUUAUCGGAGCUGGAUUUUCCUUAGCAGCCGCUAUACUUCGUGCUGUUUUACCCGAAUCACCUCAAUAUGUCAAAGCUAGACAAGAAGCCAAAGCUUCUGGUCAAACGACAUCUCAAACGAGUAAAAAUUUCGCCAAGGAAACUUGGGUGAUGUUGAAGACGAAUUAUCUUAAAUGGAUUUGGGCGGUUUGUAUGAUGACUGGAUUCAAUUUCUUCUCCCAUGGAUCUCAAGAUCUCUUCCCGACUUAUCUCAUCACAUCAAAACAUUUAUCAUCUAAACUAGCUUCAAAAGCCACCAUCAUCUCAAAUUGUGGUGCUAUUGUUGGUGGUACUUUAGCAGGGUAUUCUUCACAAUAUAUAGGACGACGACUUGCAAUCAUCAUCUGUCUUUUGUAUACUGCAUGUUGGAUCCCACUUUGGAUAUUACCUUCUUCUUUUGGUGGAUUAUCAGCUGGAGGAUUCUUCAUCCAAUCAGGUGUUCAAGGCGCAUGGGGUGUAGUCCCUAUCUACCUAGGAGAAGUCGCCCCUCCCGCCUUCCGAGCAACUUUCGCCGGGUUGGCUUAUCAACUAGGUAACAUGGCUUCUUCCGGUGCGGCACAAAUCGAAACGGAUGCAGGGGAAAGUUUGAAAUUAACAGGUUCCAACAUACCUGAUUAUGCUACUAUUCAAGGGAUCUUGAUUGGUGUUGUGAUCGCCUGGAUGCUAAUCUUCGCUUUCUUAGGACCUGAAGCAGAUCAUUCACAUUUCGAAAAAGCAAAAGUAGCUUUCCAACAAGGAGCAGGAGCAGAAGCGACCACCGAAUUAGUCGAAACUAAUCUUCAAUCACCUUCCUCUCAUAGAUCUCGCAGAAGGGAUGAAUCUCAUCACGAUGAUUCGGAUCAUCAUCAACAUGUUGAAAAGAUGGAAGCUUGA